Messenger RNA from Pyricularia grisea, 606 nucleotides. RefSeq lists its product as uncharacterized. The coding region runs from base 1 to 606 and encodes 201 amino acids. The transcript has a single exon. NCBI's taxonomy places the organism in Eukaryota, Fungi, Ascomycota, Sordariomycetes, Magnaporthales, Pyriculariaceae. The record is from RefSeq and is a predicted model, not a curated record.
AUGGACAUGGCCACAAAAGACACAGACACACAGCGACCUGGUCACCUUCGAGCUCUCAACCGUAGCAGCGACACCGAUUUCACCGACUCGCGUCUAAAGCCGAAACCCCUUCGUAUAGGUCGCAGAGAUGCUUCUGAUGCAAAUUUAACUGAUAUAUCUCUCAACGACACUCUGAUGUCACCAGAUCCUGGGGCGUUGGCAGGUGAUGAAGACUCGGACGUGGGUAAAUGCGAGCGCAACUGGGAGGCGGAGAGUUUAGGGUCGCCCUUGAGCAAUGGUCUUCAUAGCCCAUCACACAGGGCUGAGCAGCAUACGCCUCCCCGUUCGGACUACAACCCCUCUGAAUCUCCUCCAGGAGCAACUAUACAUGGAGAACAAUGCCCUACUACCCAGAUGGAUAGGGAGUCAUGUCGUGGAGGCAAUAAGGCUGAUUUGACUUAUCGCAAUGCCAUUUGCUGCGAGGGAACAAUCUCCACCCAACCUAAAGCUUUGAGAGGAUCAAUGCCUGUCGCAACUGAGAUGCUGAAAACAGUCAUGGAAACCAGCUCCCAGAUCAACAUGCCUCGCGGAUCAGACAACUGGCUGCUUAGGUCCACCGAGGAUUAG